AUGGAGGUGAAAGACUCCGCACUGACAACAGAUAAGCAGGGUCAAGGAACAGCCGACGGCAAGAAACCGGCUAUUGAGCAUCGAAUUGGGAUGCAGGACAAAGACCGAAUGGGUGCCGUUAUCAACUCUACAACGCUGCCCGUGCAAUCAACGGACGAAGAACCAGAGAAAGACGAAGCUGAAGAGAAUCGGAACUCAGAGUUUGAAAGAACACGGGUCUGCACACCCGGACAUUCACUAAGUCAAGCUCAUGUCAACGCUAUCCGAGGGCAGCCUCCUCCAAUCGAGCUGCCAUUCGCUAUGGAAGACAACACUGGCGAUAUUGACACGCCGGAAUUGCAGAUGGACCUAUCAAAAACAUUUAAGAACUCCGAAUACUUCAAUAGCCCUUUGUUAGCGCCCCGAUCGAAUUGCAACAUUAGACCUACCAGCGGGGAAAUCUCCUCGCUGAUGCGCGCUGAGCUCAAUCAGCUCUACUUUGAUCGAGCUCACAUCUUUGUCUCGAUGUUGCAGCAGCGCCGAUACCUUCGAAGGUCAAAGGACCCAUCACCGACUACGUCAUUCCAGUGUCUUCAGCAUGCAGUAUGGACAAUUGCUGGCACAGUCUCGUCACAGUUCCAGCACUUAUGUGACGGCCUUUAUCAUGAGACAUUGGAAUGCUUACACGCCCUGAACACCAACGAUUUGCAUGGAGGCAGCACCGCAGUGCAUGACGGUGACGAAGUCGGGCUGCUCGAUCAAAUCCAGACGUGGAUACUCGUUGCGGCAUACGAGUUUAUGCGCUUUGGGCCACGACGAUUUUGCCGCGCAUGGACUAGCGUUCGACGUGCCAUUCAACUUGUACAACACAUGCGUCUUGGUGAAAUGGACUCUGAUACUAGCUUCGAUGCUGCUGCAGGGGCAAGCCGCACGGCCAACAUGACAGAUCCAAACGCAGUCGUGGAGAAAGAGGAGAAACGACGCACCUUUUGGAUGGCAUUUUGCCUUGAUCGGUUUACUGCAGCCGUGGAGGGGUUUCCUAUGACGUUGAGUGAGAUGAUUUCAACCCGACUACCAUGUCCAGAAGAGGCAUUCCAGAGUGCCACUCCUGUAGUCACUCCGCUCCUAUCCCAACUCAUGGCCGACAAUGCUGUCCCUUCAACACCAUUGACACCGUGGGUAGAGUGUAUAGUGUUCACCACUCUGUGGGGGCGGGUCCUCCAUCAUUACCAACAAGCUUCCAGUGAGACCGCCUGCGGGGGUAUUGGGCAAGAGUUUUGUGAGAAUCAGUCUAAACUCGACAAUUUGGUCGAUCACUGGACUUGGAUCUUCCAGCAGAGCCAUCCGCCCUCAUCGCCCAGGGUUGACUCAAUGCGUUUGUUCGCAGGCAUGAUUGUCCAAGCUGUCGCCCUAUCCCGAGCCAUGGAUGCCAACUUCAUCUCUGACGCUGCUCCAGCGGAGUAUGCCAAGCUGGAAAUGAACUGUAGCCAGCGAGUUCACGAAGCAGCCAGGAGCAUCGCAUGCCUGGCUGGGGAACUGAGGCAUUUUAUUUUUUUCAAGGUCUGUAGGCCCUCCUUGAGCACAAAAUAG
Molecule: messenger RNA, 1569 nt
Organism: Pochonia chlamydosporia 170
Lineage: Eukaryota; Fungi; Ascomycota; Sordariomycetes; Hypocreales; Clavicipitaceae
Product: Zn2/Cys6 DNA-binding protein
Exons: 4
Coding region: 1-1569 (522 amino acids)
Biological process (GO): DNA-templated transcription
Cellular component (GO): nucleus
Molecular function (GO): zinc ion binding; DNA binding
Source: RefSeq, a predicted model, not a curated record